Molecule: messenger RNA, 8523 nt
Organism: Pristis pectinata (smalltooth sawfish)
Lineage: Eukaryota; Metazoa; Chordata; Chondrichthyes; Rhinopristiformes; Pristidae
Product: receptor expression-enhancing protein 2-like
Exons: 8
Coding region: 354-1376 (340 amino acids)
Biological process (GO): endoplasmic reticulum tubular network organization
Cellular component (GO): endoplasmic reticulum tubular network; endoplasmic reticulum membrane; cytoplasmic microtubule
Molecular function (GO): taste receptor binding; microtubule binding
Source: RefSeq, a predicted model, not a curated record
UUCAGCUUCAGGGGGUGGGCAAAGAAAGAAACGAAUUUUGUGACCAAGGCCAGACGUUCCGCUUAAAACGGCGCUUAACUGGGCAGAAGAUUGAGACUCUGCGGCACAGUUGGCUUCUGGCCUGGAGACGUCGAUUAUUGUUUUAAAAGAUUAACCAAUUAUUAGAAUCUAUUGUUCCAAUAGGUCCAAAAAAAACCGCCUCCGUGUGUCCGUAGCCGGUUCUUUACAUAAAGAACUUUAGAUAUUCAAGUCAGCAAAUAGGUUGAUAGUUGGAUAUACCUGCUAUCGCAAUCAUCUCGUUUCGCGCCCAGACUCCAAACGUUUUCCUCACAGAUGCUCCUUUCACAUUUCGAAUGAUGUUGUCAUCCAUGGAUUCCACACUGUCCCUGGACUUUGGAAACCCUCGCCAGUUUGACGGCCUCUUGCCCGGACGCCGAUCCUGCGCUGGUGAACUCCCCGUAAAGUCCAACAGAGCUGGGCGGACUUUCUCAAGGUACCACGUCUUCGGUUGGAAAAUCUUCCUCCUGAGGCAGCGCCGGCUUGGCACGUCCAGUAGGCCCAUUAAAAGCAAAGGGAACAAACAGCCCCGGACUGAAAGGCUAAUAUUUGGCACUCUGUACCCUGCGUACUCUUCCUACAAGGCAGUCAAAACGAAGAAUGUUAAGGAAUAUGUGAAGUGGAUGAUGUAUUGGAUUGUCUUUGCAUUUUUUACUACAGCAGAGACUCUCACAGAUAUAAUCCUGUCAUGGUUUCCAUUUUACUUUGAGUUGAAGAUAGCUUUCGUUAUCUGGUUGCUGUCUCCAUACACAAAAGGGUCCAGCGUUCUGUACAGAAAAUUUGUCCACCCAACCUUGUCCAGCAAAGAGAAGGAAAUUGAUGAGUACAUAAGCCAAGCCAAAGAUCGCAGCUAUCAGACCAUGAUGCGGUUUGGGAAACGUGGACUAAAUCUUGCUGCCAAUGCUGCAGUAACUGCUGCAGCUAAGGGCCAAGGAGUGCUGUCAGACAAGCUGCGGAGUUUCAGCAUGCAGGACCUGACAUUGCUCAGAGAUGAAGACUCGAUCCACCUGCGCAGCACUGACCCCCACAUGAGAAUGUCUACAAGCAAUAUUCUGGAAACAAUAAGUGAUUCUGACGCACACCGGGUUCCUUCAGGAGAAGAACUAGGAAGUGCACAGGCUCAGAAGUCAGAUGGAGAGCAGCCAGAUGUGAAACUUGAACAAGCAGAUGAAGAUAUCGUGGACAAAGUGCCAAAACGCACACAGAGCCUUAAAGCCAGCAAACAAAAACUGCAGCGUUCAGAGCCACAAUCAAAGAGUGUAAAGUUGCGUGCUAAAAAGAGGGCCACCAGCACCACCAGCAGCCCUGAGUCUGCAUGAACUGGAUCACGUGGGGAUAAAGCCGUACAGAGUGCCACAAGUCUUUCCAUCUGCCUUCAGUACAUCAGAUUUGAGUCUUGCUUGAAGCAGAGAAACUGCUGCAGCAUAAAGGAGGAGCUAUACCUUGUAAAUAGGAGCUUGGGCCCUGUGUCUUUAGCAGGUAUGGGGGAAUGCAGACGUCACCACAGCACAGCAAUAUUUUGAGCUGUUGUUGAGGGACUAGACCAAGUAAUCUUGCUCAGUGUUAUAUAAGCAUUUCAUCAAUAAUAUUCAAAAUGAAGUUCCACCAAAAUAUCUCCAAGGAAGUAUUAAGCUAUGUUUAGGUUUGCACUCAUUAUUUUUCAUUGGAUUGUUUCUCUUCUCCAUUUGUACCAUUUCCUGUUCCUUCAUGUUCUCUGUGAAAAGGGAGUAUGGGAAUAAAAACUUAAUUUUAAUAUCAGUGAAUUGAAUAAAAAAAAACUUACAUUCCAGAUGUUUGUUAGUAUUUGCCUGGAAGUGACCAUGAAAAUCCACAGUCUAUAGCCAUUGCAAAUUCGACCUUAAGGUCAUAUAAAUGGCUUUGGUUUACACUUGAAUUGCCACAGAGAAAGAAAGUUUGGCUGAAGUAUUUUGUGAUGCAACUAUAAUUUUCAGGAAUCAAGAAAUAUAAACUGAAGAUAUGAAAAAUAUGUUUUUAAAGCUUGGUAUGUUUUCAAAUCUUAGUUCUGUAACCUAAUUUUUGACGUACUAAUGUAACAAACCAGCUAUCACAGAAAAUACAGGAAAUAUAUUUUACAAAGUAAUUAGAUUUCCAAAAUGUAUUGCCAUCUUUAGAUGUCAUCUGGUAGCAGAUUCACUGUGCUCAGAGACUGAAUUACAAACUAUGCACUGGAAAAUUGUUUUGAUCAGAAAAAUCACAUUGAAAGAGUGAACAGGAAAGCAUGCUUAAUUAAUGUUCUACAAAAUGGAAAAAUAGGCCGGGGGUGGGGGGGGGCAGUGGGAUAUCUUCCAUGAGAAUUUGGUAUUAUGGAAAUGAAUGUGAGAAGUUUUGUUGUGUUGGAAAUAUAUACAUUGAUUGUAAACAGUAAGUGCUUUGGGAUUCUAAAUAAUGGAAGUAAAUGGAAAGUGGCUUGGGUUUGUUGGAAAUCUGUACAGUUGAAGUGAUGAGAAAGAGAUUAUUCCUUUGGAAUUGUACAUAUGAGGAGAGAUGGGGAUUGAUAGCUGGGUUGUUGGACUGAAAUUCUGUGAAGUGGGAAAGUGCCAGAGAUUUGGUUCAGUGAAAGGAAACAGAUUGCUACAUUGGGAUUCUGAAUGAGGAUAUGGAAUUGACUGCCCUGUUGGAUUUGGUAUUCUGAAAUGGAAUCCAUUGAUGUUAUUUUUGCUCAUUUCCCAGGGCUGUAACUGCAUUCAGAGAUCCAGGUUCAUAUGGUCUAAUGAUAACCUGUUCUUGAAUGUCUGCAUGGCUUUUGUAUGCACUAUGAGUAGUUGAAGUAGAAUUUUCUAAUUGUUCUAUGGACAUCUCGGGUCAGAACAUUAAUACCACACUGCUUUCCAGAAUCACCCUGUAAGUUCUAAGAGAUGGCUGGUGAUGAACCAUAAACAGCAAUUUAAUCAGCUUCUGAUGCUCCCAAAAACAAUGAGAGUGAAGUAAGACUGAUUUAUGAACUUCAAGGUAAAAUAAAUUGGCUGCCAGGUGCUUGCUAUUCCCUAUAAUGUGUAGCAUGCUGUUUAGUUAUUGUUCAUGUUUUAGUAUUUGCCAGUAGGUACAUUUAGUGGGGCUGAGGUGAUAUGACAUGAAUGAAAAUGGUAAUGAUGUAGGAAAUGAAGUUGUGUGAAAUCAUGUGAAAUAACUAUAAUAUAGAUAUUUUUGCAAAUGGAUUACUAGGAUAUGUGCUAUACAUGAUGUACCAGACUGAACAAAAUGCACUGUAUAACUGUUAAUACACUGAAUAAAAGGCUUCAGUCAUCACUCUAUACUAGAGGUCAGUGUAGUAUGCAUGUUAUUUCAGUGAGUUCCCAAACUACCUCCUCCCACAUGAUUACAUGAUUGAUACCUGUAUUAUUAAUUCCUCUGUUAUCAUUAAUAUCUAGUCAUUGAUAGUUUUUGUAAAUAGAUAAUUUAAGUUUAGAACUUACAAUCUCAGUUUAUUACAAUUUAUAUAUCUGAAUGAUUAGUUUACAAAGAGGCUGUUAUUGACCCAGCCAAAAAUAUAUUAGAUUCAAAUUCUAUCCAUAUUACAAAACACACAUAAUGCUGAAAGUCCUAGUUUAAUACUCAAGUCCCAAAAAGUAUAACAUGUUUCUAAUGUUGUUUCAGCUGUGUGGGUCUCUAUAGAUUUUGCCUGUGGUUUUACUAGAUUUACCCAUACGCUUUGCACCAUUAAAACUUGACCUCAGUUAGAAAUGCUGUAGCAAAUCACAGAAAACAAAAUAUACUGGAUCUCCAUUAUUGCUGGAACAUGAUAAGCCAGCCCCAAUUAUGUAACUGGAAGAACUAUGGAUGUAUUUCAUUAACAUUUAGCACCUUAAAGCAUUUUCGUGCUGAAAUUUUCAAUUGACUGAUAUUGGCUAUGAUUAAUAGGUUUUUUUCCAGAAACAUGCUGGUUUCCUGCAGAAAAAUACAUCAGUCAAUAAAAUACCUCAGUAAAUUAAGGAUAUUUAGGCAAAAUCUUAAAGAGGGACGUGCCUAUCCAAUUCGGUGCCCAUUAAUCUGAGAUAACAGUUUAUGGAGAAUGUUGUUGUUGCACUCCAUACGCAAGGAAUUAUGGUCUCACAGGAAGCUCUUUUUCUUCAGUUGUACAUGGUCACUAUUUGAAGAUACUUCAGGUGAAUGCGCUUGGCAAACAGCUUUCAUCUCAAUAUUAGUUGUAUAUGGUAUCUUGUUUUUUCCCCAGCCAAAAGAUGUUUGCAAGAUACUUAUUAUUAAAUUAAAAUUAAAUAAUUAUUUGUUAACAUUGGUGACAAGGCUUAUCAUAGAAAUUAUGGCGUAGGAGGCCGUCCAGCUCAAGUAAGGACAGUUACGAUCCCACAGAUCUAUUAGUUACCUGCAAAGCUUUGCAGUGAUCUGCUUAAUUUGUAUAUUUUAGAAAAUGUUAAUAUUUUUCAUGUCAGUUAUUUAUAAGAUAGCUCUGAUUCGAGUCUAGAGCAUUCAUAUUAAUCAAAGCCCUCAAUGAGUCAGUACUUCCUCAGACUAAUGACCUCAGCCACCAGAACAGCAGUAGUCACGUAUCCACUAUUUCAAGCAGCAAAGGACCUGUGAUCAUAGCCAACGAAGAAGCAAGUCAUCACACAGACUCUUGCUGAGAAGCAGUGUUUUGGUUUUACGUACAUCUGGAUUUGGAUGUCAGUGUUCAGCAGUGUUCAAUACUGAUACCCCAUGAAGAAUCUAGUGUGCUGCAAUCCUCAGUCUUAAGUUUCAGGUAUAUACACCCAGGUAUUCUUUCUAUUACUAUGCUAGUCUGUGUUGACUAAUGCAUUCCUCUCAAAGUAAGGAGAUUCCAUUAAAUGUAAUGCCAAUUUAAUUUUUUAUUUCUGAAUGUUUUGCAGGAUGUUGUUGAGUUUGCAGGAAGUCUCAAGUAGUGUGUCUCACCUGUUUUGAACUGUACAUGUUGUAUGGAUUAUGAGACCUUGUUGCACUUGCUGUGUAUUAUUUCUGUUGCAUCAGAGCUGGAGACUUGGCCUGGUUUUGAAAAAUAUUCAGACUCACCUUCUUCCCUGUAAUUCUCACCCCAGACGAAGAUCCAAACCUUCAGCACAGAAGUAGAACAGCUUGGGACGGGGUCCAUAAUGAUUUGUGUUCACUCUUACUAAUGCAGUGUUUACGAAACCACAGAUAUAUACAAGAGGCAUGUAAAUAUAUGACCCACUAAUGGAACCACAUAGCCAUCAGUUUAAUCAUUAAUACUUCUGACUCUGUGGUUAAGUUGCUAAUGCAUUAUCACCUUGUAUAGAGGGUCAAACUGUUCUGUGGCUAAAUCCAAAAAUUUUCAAUCCAGUGAGAAGUGCUAAUGCCAAUUACAUUUAUCACUGUCAUAUACUUUCAGUUAGCACUUCCUUGUAGGUGGAGGAGAGGAAAUUGAUUGAGGUUGGGGGGUGAGAUGGAUAGGAGAUAGUAGGCAUAACAGAAACAGGAAUCCAUGCAUACCCACAGUGGUUAAGUGGGUUUGUGAGCUGCGUAGUUAGUUCGAUUAGUAGAGAAGGCAUUAAAAUUGACCUCAAAGAAUCUGUGAAAUCAGGCACAUUUCCAGGCCCCAAUUAGUCUCCAAUGACUUUUCAUCCCUCUUUGGAGAAGGCAGCAUCCAGGGAUCUUGAUGGAGGACAGUUACUGGGCUCAAAAUUCACACAUGAAUAAGGUGCACUGUGGCAAAGCACGAGAGGUUGGAAACAUGAUGCAGUAAUAAGCCAUGUCUUCAGGAUAGGAGGGAAAACCGAUGUGAAAUAAAAGCUCCAAAGGAACUUUUUUGGGACUUUUGAGAAAGAACUGCUAUUUCUAAUCACAGCGACAGAGGGAUAAUUAUAUCUGCAUAGCCAAAAACAUUCUGACUGGUCCUCUAUCUAUGUAACUAAUUCUUUCUCCUCAAUGCAAGUCGCUAUUAUUGCUAACCAGUCAUUAAAUAUAUAUUAAAUUAAUUGGUGAAUAAGUCAUCUAUUCAUUAUAGAGUACAUUGAGUAUAAUAUUCUGGUUGGUAAUGCUUUCUUUUACCCUCUUGCAAAAUGGUGCGAAGUUCUAUGCAGCAUGAACAAGUUUUUACAAUGAAGCAUUUAGUCCCAUUCAACAAGAGGGUUUAUAGAAUCAUAAAAUAGUACAGUAUUAAGCUUUACAGCUACUCGGCCAAUCAUGUCUGAGUCAGCAUCCAUAAUCCAUUUGAUGAAGAAGUUUCCCACAGCCUCCAGAUGUUAGUUUACUGCUGGAUAUAAACCAAAAUUCAGAACUGGUGCUCCAAUAUCAGCUCACCAGGACCAUCUGCAACAAGGGUUCAAGUUUGUUAUUUCUGUUAAGCAAAGAACUGAAUAGGAUAAUGAUUGAUGUUCUCACACCUGAAGGCAAACACAAGCACAUUUCCAUGCUUCUCUCAGCUACAUACUGAAUCAGAUUUACCAGUUUGUAUCACCUGUUGAUUGACUUAGACUGCAGAGACCCAAGGAUGAUAUUCAAUAGAGCAAGUUUAAUAGAAUCUAUACAGCCCAGUGCAUUUCCUGCUCAUUCACACUGCAGAAAACCAUCAAUUCUAAACGCUAAGUUUGUUUAAAUUCCACCAGCUAAUGUUAUAUUCUAACAGGAUAACACUAAAUGGAAACCAACAAACAGGUUUAAUGUUCAUGAAAUAUAUAAACAAACAAUUCAAUUUUCCUAUGAGGUACUACUUAUUGCUAGCUGUAGUACAGUAUAAUAAAUAUACCCCUAAUUUUACAGGUUAGCAAUCCCUGACCAAUUGACACUAACAUUGACUCCUGUAAGUUGCAUGUACUCAUAAGUAUUUGGAAUGUCACUCUUUUCCUCACUAGUUUUACUGAUUAUACUCUGUUUCUCUGGGACUCUAGAAACAAGCUGCCGAGAAAGAGAUAAACUAACUUCUAAUCCGUGCUUCGCUUCCUGUGUUGGAAAUUGCCUCAACAGUCCACCAAAGGCAGCUCCCGAAAUGAAACUAUCUUCCCACCCUCAUCCUUGCUAUGGGACCUAUGCAACAGUUUAAUCAAAUUUCUCCUGCUGGGCACACUGAAUAAAAUCACUCUUGCAUUAAAAACUGAGAACUACCAUGGAAGUGCUACACAAUUACCCAUUGUUAAACAUGAAAUAGAAAAUAAAUUAUUUUAUAUAAUGUCAGUUCCUCUUGGGAUAUGUACAGUAGCACAUUAACAUUCCAAGAGCCGUGUGUUUAUAGCUGGCAAGUCAAAAAAGUUAUCUCAAAACUUUUAGGGAUUACUUUUUAACACCCGAAUUUAACUUCAUGGCAGUUGACAAUAUGCAAAAUUUCUCACCUUUUCAAUGCUCCAGAAGAUCAUUUAAUUAUACAAAGAAAUGUGUGGGAUUCAAUGUUGUCUGUAGGUUGCAACCAGAAGACAGGACAGGCUUGUUGAACCAGUUAAUCUUUUCUUGUACUUCAACGUGUACCUCUUCUACAUGUCUGGUCUGUCUUCCCUUUGUUUUCUCCCAUAUUUCCUUUUUGAUUCCAUCAUUCUUUCCAUUCUGUUUUUCUCUCUCUCCUUCUCUGCACCCACCCUGCAUAAAAUUGUAAAGUUAACAAAUUCAUAUUUCUCUUAACAAAUUCAUAUUUGUCUAUCUUAUGUAUAACAAUGGGCUUCAGGAGAGAAUAACUGUGAGAAAUAUUUCCAUUGAUGAAACUCUGUUACAGUAGAGCAGUGCAAUAAAACUUCUGCAGUAACACCAAAUUGAAUACUGAGCAAUAACUUUGUAGGAACCCAUUGUCAGUGGACAUGGCUCUAUGACAGCAUAUUGAUCAGAGCAGGAACACAUUUAUGUCAACAUCACUGUAAUUAAGAAGCUGAAUCCCAGUUGCUGUGGAACUCGUCCUGAUACCUAACCUGAAUAAUCUUUAGUUGUUUGUGUACACUUCUCAAUGGGAUUUAUAGCUUGCUUGUUGUGAUUACCCUGUUUAAUUACAACCAGUAAAACCUAAUCCAGAUACUGUAUACUAAUCCACAGAACAGGUCUGAAGUUUUAGUGUUAGGCUUUGGAACAGAACACCCUGUCAGGUCCCAUACAAAAGUCACUUCUGGACCUAGGCCUGCUUACAUGUAGAUCUAAACCCACACCAUACCUGAACCAAACUGAACAAAAUCUAAAUGUGCUUGCAGAUCUUUUGAACAAUUUCCAAUAUGCAACACCACUGUACCUCUUCAGUCUCCAGCUCAAGCUUCCGUAUAACCACAGUUAUAUUUUCCUCACUGCAAACUUUGAGUGGCAACAUAAAUCCAAAUGUGAAUGUCUGUAAAUUGUUUAAAUGACGAGCCAACAGGUGCAAAUUAUUUAUCUUAGCAGUGACUAACUGGUAGUGAAGUUUUUUUUAUAGUUGCAUUUUCUGUAUUUUUUUAAAAAACUGCACAUGUCCUGACCUGGUUUGUAAACCAGUGUUUGGUUACUUAACAGAACAUAUUUAACACUGUAAUGUUGAUUGGAAGCUGCAUAAUUAAAAGAAAACUGACUCUG